Molecule: messenger RNA, 369 nt
Organism: Penicillium malachiteum
Lineage: Eukaryota; Fungi; Ascomycota; Eurotiomycetes; Eurotiales; Aspergillaceae
Product: Armadillo-like helical
Exons: 2
Coding region: 1-369 (122 amino acids)
Source: RefSeq, a predicted model, not a curated record
AUGGCCUUCCUGAUAGACAGCUAUCAGAGUUAUGCUCUUGCUGGUCCCAGUGAGCUGGAUCCUGUUUUCCGGAAGACUUUUGUUCUUGUACAGAAGGCACACUUCAGGACUGCAAACAUUGCCCGUUUGGAGGCUGCUAUCAGGGUUUAUGCGGCUUUAUCGGGACUGAACCCUUUACGGGAGGACAUUUUGAAGAAAUUGACACCAAUUUUGCUUCAUCCUUUCCCGCGGGUUCGCUCAAGUGCAGCAGAGUACUUGUACAUGAUGACCAGCCUGGAGACCGUCAAAUACGAAAAUUGGUCUGCCUCUCCUAAGGAACUAAAAGGCAAGGUAGACGGUUUACGAGAUAAAUUGGUAACGGCCAACUAG